Molecule: messenger RNA, 9099 nt
Organism: Colletotrichum phormii
Lineage: Eukaryota; Fungi; Ascomycota; Sordariomycetes; Glomerellales; Glomerellaceae
Exons: 2
Coding region: 1-9099 (3032 amino acids)
Source: RefSeq, a predicted model, not a curated record
AUGGACGUUGCCACGCUCGUGGCGCAGAUGAACGAGGCCCUCGCGUCGAUCCACUCGACGAUUGAGGGUCUGUCGACAUCUGCAGCCGAGAGCGACACAAAGCUCGACGAGCUCGAGCAGAAGCGUGACAUGACGAUCGCAGAGCUGAAGGCGGCCUACGAAAAAGAGCGAGAAGAGCUCGCGGCCGCGCACCAGAAGGAGCUGGAAGACAUUGCCGAGCAAAGGCGAAAAGAAGAUGAAGAGCGAGAAGCCCGUCGCCGGCGGGAAGACGAGGAACUCGCAGCCCGCAAGGCCAAGGAGGACGAAGAGAAGCAAGGCACUUUUGAUACCACUACCCGUAAUGUCGAAGACGAGAUAGACGACCUCAUGGACAGCAUUGAGGAAGAGACGGCCAAGACGAUUUCAGAGGGCGAAGCGAAAUUGGCAGAACUUGAGGCCAAGAGAACGGAACUCAACCGCAUGAUCGAGGAGCAGAUGAAGGCCGCGGUGCCUCCGGUCCCAACGCGAAAACGUGCGAGAACAGGGCGGCGAUCAGGCACCGUCCCAUCCGCGGAACCGUCUCCAUUACCUCCGCCCGAAACCCCCGCCGAACCAGCCGCAGGGGACAAAAGCAUAGACGAGGAGAAGCCCGCCGAGAACGGUGCCGUGCCCGAAGAGAAGGCCGAGGCGCCGGCCGAGGAAGACAAAACCCCCGAAGGUGAUAAUUCCCAGCCACAAACCGAAGAACCAGUGGCUGAAAAGAGCUUGGAGGAGACCACUAGCACCGAGAAGGAGGCGGCACCGGCUCCCGAAGCCGAGGCUGAGGUUGAGGCCGAGAAGGCUCCCGAGGAGGAGCCUGUCGCUGAGGAGGCCGCACCGGAAGAGGCUCCCGAGCCCGCGCCCACGGAAGACAAUAAGGAAGAGCCCGCUGUUCCCGAGGAAAGCCAAGAAAGCGCCCCGAUUGAUGAAGAGGAAGCUUCUGCUGAGCCUUCCGCUGAAGCCCGAGAUGCCGCUGCCGACGACGAGAAGCAUGAUGCGGUUGAGGUCAGGGGCCUGGCUGUGGAGACUCCGGAGACAGCGCCUGUCAAAGACGCUCCUGUCGCCGAGGAGCCUUCUACCGAAGAGCCGGCAACAGAGGAGCCGGCAACAGAGGAGACUGCGGCAGCUGAGGAGACCGCAACGGCAGAUCAAGGCGAUGAUGCCCCACCACCAGAAGAGUCUACAGAGGAACCUUCCCCCGAAGAAGCUCCCGCUACUGAAGAAGUCCCCAUCGCCGAGGGCGCUCCCGCCGCUGAAGAGCCUGCAACAGGGGAGCCUGCAGUGGAAGAGACUCCCGCUGAAGACGCAUCUGCGACCGACAAGGAAGCCCCCGUAGAGGCGGCCGUGGAAGAGGUUACUGUGGCAGAGGAAGCGCCUGCUGCCGAAGAAUCCGCAGCAGAGGAAGCCCCGGCAGAAGAAGUCCCGGCAGAAGAAGUCCCGGCAGAAGAAGUUCCGGCAGAGGAAGCUCCGGCAGAAGAGGUUGCGAGCACCAAGGAGCUAGCAGCCGAGGAGCCUCCUGCUGAUGAUCUACCUCAUGAUGAUGCACCCGCUCCCGAGGAGGCUCCAGCUGAAGACACCCCAGCCGUGGAAGCACCCACAGAGCAGACAGCUGCGGUUGAGGAAACCCCCACUGUCGAGGAAUCCACUGUCGAAGAAAAUCAACCAGCUGCAGAAGCUUCAGCCGAGGAAGCCCCCAAGGAGGUUGUCACCGCUGACGAGGCUGCUCCCGAACCCAUCGAGGAAGUUUCUGAUGAAGCCCAACCGACGUCGGAAACUCCAGAAGAGGAUGCUUCCAAGGAGGGGCCUGUCGCCGAAGAUGCACCUGCUGAAGAUGCACCUUCUGAAGAGGCUAUCGCUGAAGAAGCUAUCGCCGAAGAAGCUACGCCGACAGCCGACCCCGAGGAUUCUGCCCCAGCGGAGGAGGCCAAGACGUCCGAAGAGAGUGCCCCUGCUGAGGACCCUGUGGCAUCUGAGACCGAUGUUCCCAGCCAAGACGAUGCACCUGCCGAGACCGUUCAACUCACCGAGGAAGCGACCGAAAACGCUGAGGAGGAGGCGACACCAGCCGAGGCUGCCUCCCACGAGCCAGCACCUGAAGCAAGUGAAGAUGCGGCUAAGGCCGAAGAAGUUGUUGCAAAGGACGCCCCAGUUGAUGAAGCCGCACCUGAAGCGGCCCCAGAAGUUGCGGAAGAUGAUACCCCGAAGCAAGCAGACGAGGAGCCUGAAGAUACUAGUGCCGAGGAAGUUUCUCAAGAGAGAUCGCUGCCUGAGAUCUCGAUGAAGGCUGUCGAAGAUGAGCCCGCCGCGGGGGAGGCUCCAGUCGCAGACAACAGCGACCCUGUCGAAGAGGAGGCUGCACCAGCGGCGGACCAGGCCGAUGAGGAUGUGUCUCCUGAUGCAGCAAAGGACCGGGACCUGCCGGAGGUCGAAACCAAGGCUGUUGACGUAGAGCCAAUCCAAAAAGAGUCAGCAUCUCAAGAGGAGGAUGCGCCGGCUCAAGCUGAGAAGGCGGCUUCUGAUGAAGAUCCAGCUGCCGAUGAAGCCGUCUCAUCAGAGGAUGCUAAGCCUGUCGAAGCUGCAUCCACAUCCGCAGAAGAUGCUGCGACCGAGCCGGCGGAGUCAAGCGAAGAACCCCAUGAGGAUACCGCUGCUACCGAGGACGCCAAGGACCCGGGAACGCCUCUUGAUUUAGCACCAGCAGAAGAAGAAGCCCAUGCUCAAGAUGAGGUAGCUGCUGCAGACAUUGAAGCACCGGAUGCCACUCUGGCUGAAGAUGAGACUUCUACCAUUGAGAAGUCUGCUCUUGAAGAAGAGGCGCCGGCAGCGGAUGAUGCUCCUAGCCAGGAUGAGGUUCCUAGCUCAGAGGAAAUCGAGCCUGAGCAUGCACUACCUACCGAGGAGACACCUGCCGAUGAGGCUUCUUCUGAAGCAGUUCAUGUCGAAUCAGAGGACCCAGCGGAAGACAAGCCCGAGCCAAAUACUGAUGCGCCUGCCCCAGAGCAAGCUGCCGACGAGGAGACGGCCGAUGCAGCGACUGUCGAGCCGGCCGCUGAUGAGUCGGCUGUUGAUGAGCCGGCUGUUGAUCAGAACGUCGCUGAGGAGAACGUCGCGGAGGCAGCUGCCUCGGAUGACGCCGAGGUCGCGAAGGAUGUGACUCCCACUGAGGAAGCGGAUUUAGAUCAAGCCGUGCCCGAAGCAGCAUCAGCUGAAGAACAACCAGCAGCUGAAUCGGAAGAGCCUGCAGUCCAAGAUGCUGCAGCUGAUGCUGAUGAAGCUGCGGUUGAGGAAGAUGGAGAGACCGCCCGUGCCGCCCCGGAAGACGAACCUAGCAAGGAGACUGUCACAGCCGAAGAAGAGGCACCCGCGGAAGAGCCAAGCACCGAAGCACCAGCUACCGGAGAGGUCGAAGCCCAGGAUGCCAGCGAGGAGCAAGCCGAUGCUAUCCAAACCCAGGACACCGAUGCAAUGGCAACCAAGGAGAUUGAUGAGCCUGCAGCAUCCCCCAAGGAGGACACUGUCCAAGCUCAGCCUGACCCUGAAGAGACAGAAGCCGAAGUCAGUGAAGCACCCCCGACAACCCAAGAGGAGGAAGAGCCCGAGCCAACCACUGCCAGCAAAGAUCUUGACGAUGGAGAUUCCGAAUACCGGGACGCUUCACAUCCGCCAGAAGAACAACUCACUGGUGGUGUCGUUGACACAGCUAAGGACGAUUCCACUGCUGGGCCUUCUGACGUCGCCGCCGACGCCCCUACCGAUUCUGGCUUGACGGAAGCCGCUGCUGAGCCUGAGGGUCAUGUCGAAGAUGAAAAGGUCGAGGUUGCCCCGGCUCCAGCUGAGCAUGGCGCAGACGCAGAGGGUCUUGCAGUUUCUGCAGCUCCUGCGGAUGAGUCUGUCGCUAUCGAGGCAGAUGACUCUGUUGUUAGCGAUGCCCAUGCCGAUACCGAAGAACCUCAGCCCUCUACUGUUGACGCUGACAAGGAGGAGGCAGAGCACGCCGACGCUACUCUUUCAUCGACCGAGGAGGUAGCUGCUCAUGCGGAUAGCUUCGAACCUGUUGAAGACAAAGCGAAUGCAGACGCGAGCGAGGAAACACCCACAGCAGACGUACCGGAUCAGCAUGAGACUGUAGAAGAGACUCCCGCCAUCUCGGGUGAUCUUGGACACGACGAGGGGAACAAGGAUCUGGAGGACGCGCAAGUCGUCGACAGCCAGGCAGAUGCCGCACCAGAGACACUCGCCCACGGAGAUGGAGACGAAGUGGACGUUCACGAGCGUAGCGUCUCUCUCGAUGAGCCUGAAUCACCGCCAGCCGAGGUCCAUGAUGUCAGUCAAUCCGAAGACCAUCGCGGUCACGACGACGAGGAUGCAGCAAUGAAGGCUCCACCUGGUCGCGAAGUUGACGUGGAAAACGAUGCCCCUCAGCAUGACUCCGACCAUGGUGAAUUUGAAGUUGUCGAGGCGCCCCAUGAUGACGCUGCUUCCGAUGAGGUUGAUCAAUCUCAUGGGCCCGACCUUUCCGUCAUCACGGAGCACACUGAGCCUGCUGCAUCCGCAGCUGGCGACUUCUCUGGUCCAGCGGCAAAGGCCGAGGAUGACCUCCAUCCUGUGUCUCUCAGCCGGAAUGUGUCUGAAGCGCCGGACGCAGCUAUCGAGAGUUAUUACGUGACCGAGCCCACGGGCAUGGCUACGGACGACAGCUACGUGCAAGAUCAACAACAAGAGAGCUUCACGCCCAGUCAUACCUUUGUUGAUGGUCACUUUGACACCAGACAGGUUCACUUCAAUGAAGAGGAAGACGACGACGACUCCUCUCCAGUUCUUAGUGUCAGGGAUGAUGAUAGCGACGCCGAUGAGCCCGCAGAGACCUCUUACAACCCAUUCACCAGGGCCAGAGCCGGUUCUACAGCCCACGCGCAGCCGACAUUCCAUUCACAGGACAUGCCGUACAAUCCUUUCGCUUUGCAGACGGUCAUCGAGGAAGAACCACCCCGGGAGACGACCAACCCUUUUGCGAGAAGCCCAAGCAGAGAGCCUCAAGAGGACUCAACUAACCCGUUUGCACGUAACACGCCUAGUGCUGCAGACUUCCUCCGUUCCGCCAGCGCUCUAAGCAACCACCAGCCUUCUUCUCCCGAAGAGACGUUUGCUCGGUCUCCGAGUGCUCAAGGAUUUCGCCGUGAUAGCGUGAGCUCCAACAACCCAUUCGCUAGAAGCACGACUCCUGUCGAUCGAAGCUUUUCACCGGCCCUAAGUACUCCUGGACGACAACGUGCACCUAGCAACCCGUUCGCUCGGAGCACCACACCGCAGGAGAGCUACCCACUAGCAGAAGAGAGCGACUCCGAAGAUGAAGAGGCCAUGAUGGCGGCAGAGUCCGCGUACAAGAACCUGUUCCCUGUCAACCAGUCGCCCGAGACUGCGAAUGAUGGCUUCGUGUCCGCCGCUCAGUCAAUCGAACGCCGCCAGCCUACGCCGCAGGUCCCUGAGUCGAUAUACAACAACCCCUUCGCCAGAAGCACUGCAUCUGACCAGAGCUUCCUGCCCACCGCAAGUACUUUGGGACAAGCCCAACCAGAUGCCUCGUACAACCCAUUCGGGGCAAGGAGUAGCACUGUUGGUGGCGAUGUCGAUGAGUCCAUGUUCGACCAAGGUUAUCAUUCUGCCGUUGGAGGGCACGAGUUUGCGGGUGAAGGUGUGAUGGAUUCUUCCCAGCAGUUUGUUCAAGACAACAGCGCAUUGUCUGCGAGGCACCUUGCUCCGGUCACUUUGGAUAGCAUCCAAGAGCGAUACAAUAGUGAACUGGAGGAUAUGGAUUCCGACUCUGAGGAGCCCGAGAGUCUCACCACCUCCCAGCAGCUGCCGGCUUCGCAACAGCGAGCUCCUCCUCCUCUGCCAAGCAUUGCAGAGCGGUCCCGUCAAGGGUUCGACGACUCUUCUGAAGAAGAGGAGGACUGGGAUGCUCGUGCUCCUCAGCCCAGCCAGAUCAAUACUUUGUUGACAUCUUCACCGUACAGAUCGAGCCCCCCUCCCCCUCCCCCUCCCCCUCCGCGUGUUUCUAGUUCCCAGGGCCGCUAUGAACAAAAAGUCGAAGACUCAUCCGAGGAUGACGGCGACAUCUUUCACGCACAAUCGCCAGCACAGCCAAACCCACUCUCAUCAUCGCAGUAUAGGGCAACUCCUCCACCACCUCCUCCGCCACGCGCGCAAAGUUCACAGGGUCACUACGCUCAACAACCACUGGAAGACUCAUCGGAAGAGGAGCAAGCCGACUGGGACGACGCCUUCGAGCCCGCGCAGCCUAGCACAUUCCCGACCUCGCAGUUUGGAUCUACGCCCCCGAGUCCACCUCCGAUUCCACCACCCCGUGCCCCCAGUUCCCUGUCACAGAGCCACUACAACGUUGAGGACUCGGACGAGGAAGACCAAGGUGUCUUGCGCUCUGCCGCUGCCCAAUCCAAUCUUCUUCCCAGUGCGCUGUCACCGUCUGGAUAUCGGGCGACUCCGCCGCCACCACCACCGCCGCGUGCCCCCAGCUCUCAAGGCUUCUAUCAUCAAGAGCAAGCGGACUCAAGUGAGGACGAACACCCCUUCAGCCACGACAUUGCUCGACCUGGUCAGUUCCCCAUUUCAUCAUCAUCUCAAUUCAGGGCCACACCGCCCCCACCCCCGCCUCCGCGGGUAUCAAGCUCGCAAGGUCAAUACCGCCAGGAGAUUGAGGAUUCCAGUGACGAACAGGAGGAGGACGCCUGGGCCGUUCGGCCUAGCCAGAUACCAAAUCUAUCGACGUCGCAGUUCAGGGCGACCCCGCCGCUGCCUCCGCCUCCGCGCGCCCCCAGCGCACUGGAUCGUUACCGUCAAGAAGUUGAAGACUCCGACAGCGAGGAGAAUGAGGAGGCAUGGGAAGCUAAUCGAUAUGGCCAGACAACGAGCAUGAUGGGAGCAAGCAACCUGAUGGGGACCAACCUGAUGGGGACCAACCAGAUGGGAGUCGACUCGACGAGAUCAGCAAGCUCGCUGGGCGCGAGUCCGAUGAGAGCCGCCAGCCCACUGCAAUCGACGAGUCCGUUGUCGAUCAACCCGAUGAGGGCACCCAGUCCCUUGGCAUCGACAAGUCCAAUGAGGACGGCCAGCCCACUGGCGCAGAGCAACCCGAUGGAGUCAGCAUUCAGGGAGUCGGUACCGGCAACAAGCAGUCAGGACCUACAAAGUCAUCAAAGAGAAGAAGGCGGGGAAGAAAGCGAUGAUUCAUGGGAGAACAUUGGUAAGCGCGGCGGUGACGAGAUCAGCCCGGUCGACGAGAGGUUCACCACCGCCAUGCCUACACCACAACUGCGCGUCGACAGCUACGAGCAGCAGUGGCCGAACGCGAGCAAUGACCAGAUUUCCACGGCAUCGACGUAUCUUCAGCCAGCUGGACCAGGAGACUUUACGGAUUCUGAUUCACAACAGUACGCCACCCCGUUGGCUUCGGCAGGGUUCAGCGCGUCUUCACAGUAUACGCAAGGGGCCCUGGGCUCGCCCCGUCACCCAGAUUCCAUCGGCAACAAGGAUGUCUAUGAUCAGACGUACAACCGAGGAGGCACUAGCUCUCUCUACGGUCAAGCGCACGAGACUUCGCUCGCCGACGAGCUUGCCCAAGACGACGACUCGGAUGAUGACAGCGAGUAUGACCACUCGGAAGCCCCGGCCUUCCUCACCCAGAUAAACACUGCCCAACAACAACAGCAACAGCAGCAGCAGCAAUCAUCAAACGAACCUGUGCUGACGCAAGUCAUUGACUCGUUCGACAGCGAUGAAGAUGACGGCCCCAAGACCGCGGUCAUGCAACCGGAUGAUCACCCGACGCAGUAUGCCUCUUCCCGCUUCGGAGCUUCAACAUGGCGGGAUGAGCUCCGUUCACCCACCGUGUUCGGCGCGACGAGGCACAGCCGCUCGGGGUCUCUCUUGAGGGAGGAGGUGCAGAAGUCGCUUCAUCAAGAGGCCACUGCUGGCUACUCGUCUCCUCUACGGUCCGCUUACGAGCCUGACACUCGCGUUGAGGACUCGUACGGAGGAGAGCAGGUUCAGAUGCAUAGCCAGGACUUUUACGGACAGCAACCAGUCGAGACUUACGCGCAAGACCCUUAUGCCCAUCAGCAGUACGGUCAAUCGCAGUUUGGACAAGACCAGUUCGAGGCGCAACCUUACGGACAAGCAUAUCCCCAGCCACCAUAUGGACAAGCGACUUCGUGGCAGCCCGAGGUACAGGUUUCCGAGGUACAGGCGGAAGAGGAGCAUGAGCAGACAACUCCGCAGUUGGCACCACAGCAAAGUGAGCAAGCACCGGACAUCAGCCCCUUAGCAUUGCGUCAGGAGGAGUCACCGGCGACGCCCUCGUCGUCGCAGGGGACACCCUCUCGUGGACUUGCGUUCAGCAGGCACAAUCCUGACCGACCGCAGACUCCGCCUACUAUGCAAGCCGAAGGGGAUUUUGAUCCCGAGCUCAUGGUCCCGCGCGAUGUGACCAACGUCCCCUGGCACGCCCGGGCCGACUCGGUGCCUCACUCGAUGCGAAGCCAGAGCACACUCGACUCUGUCGCGUCAUCGCCGAUUCAUUCGGCGUUGCACGCUGACAAGCACGAGCCGGUGAUUCGGGACUCGUGGCCGGCUUCCGUCCAUCACCUGAACUUGACGAGGCCACGCAAUGACUCUUCGCUCACUGACCGCGAAGAAUAUGAUCCAUUCAGAGAUGGUGAAGACGCCGCAAAGGCAGCUCGUGGACCCUCGGGUUCCGUGGGCUCUAGUUCAGACAGCCCUCCGCGGAACGCGGCCACGAACAACUCACCUGGAAGUCUGAUCAGUAGAAUGCGCGGCAUCUUCGAGAACAACCAAGCCAAGCAAGAGCCGGCCAGCCCGGUCCGAUCACGGCCGGUGUCGGGUGUGUUUCACUCCGUCCGGCGCAGCAAGCCCGGCGGCGGCGGCGACGACGUCGAGGACCGGGGAUACGAGCGCAAAGCAGGGUUUCUCAACGAAGCCGAAGACGAGGUUGACGAGCAGAGCGCACUCCUACGAAGCUCUGCUGGCGGGUUGGAGGCAAAUUGA